This is a messenger RNA of Anopheles funestus (African malaria mosquito), 1581 nucleotides long. RefSeq lists its product as uncharacterized. The transcript has 2 exons. The coding region runs from base 29 to 1345 and encodes 438 amino acids. Gene Ontology annotation, molecular function: nucleic acid binding. Lineage: Eukaryota; Metazoa; Arthropoda; Insecta; Diptera; Culicidae. The record is from RefSeq and is a predicted model, not a curated record.
UCCAGUCAUCAUACGCGCGAAACUGCUGAUGCAGGAGUUGUGGCUGCAGAAAAUCGGGUGGGAUGAUCCGGUUCCUGCACAUAUCUGCAACAAAUGGAAAUCGGUUACUGACGACUGGAAGGAUUUGGCUGACUUCAAAAGUGAACGUUAUGUGCUUUUACCUAACUCUGAAAUACAGUUCCAUAUAUUUGCAGACGCGUCAGAGGUUGCAUAUGGUGCCUGUAUUUACGCUCGUUGUGAGGACCAGCAGGCACAGGUACGAGUGACUCUGCUCGCGUCGAAAUCUCGGGUGGCUCCACUGAAACGUGUUACGUUACCGAGAUUGGAGCUUUGCGCAGCCGUGCUAGCAGUACAUCUGCAUCAUCGUGUUCGACGGGCGAUGAAAAUCGAUGCGACCGAAUCGGUUUUCUGGUCGGAUUCAACUGUGACGCUAAACUGGAUUGCGUCUCCACCCAACACCUGGAAAACAUUCGUGGCGAAUCGUGUUGCUGAGAUCCAGAAUUAUUCGCAUCCCCGACAAUGGAAGCACAUUCCCGGUACAUCGAAUCCUGCAGACCUGGUGUCCCGAGGGAUGUCCGCAGCUGAGAUGCUGAAAAGUUCGAUGUGGCGUUGUGGUCCCGAUUGGUUGGCUUUACCUGCCUCUAACUGGCCUAUUUCGAAUCCAUCACUGGCUACUGAAACGGAUAUGGAAACUCGUCAGAACGAUCAGCUACAAAACGUCAUCGCAUCCAAAUGUUCCGACUUGGGUAUCACUUGGCACUUUACCCCACCUAAGGCCCCACAUUUCGGUGGAUUGUGGGAAGCCGCGGUAAAGACGGCCAAACGACAUCUCUAUCGGCACCUAGGCAGUUCGAGGCUGUCGUAUGAAGGGUACUGCACCAUUCUGCAGCAGAUAGAAGCGGCAAUGAACUCGCGUCCUUUGUUGCCGCUGACGGAUGACCCGAAUGAUCUGGCGGCGCUUACUCCUGCGCACUUCCUUAUUGGCACGUCGAUGCAUGCGGUGCCUGUUCCCGACUACACCCGCUUGAAGGCCUACACGUUAGACGAAUUGCAGAGCUGGCAAUUGCUUGUUCAACGCUUCUGGAAGCAUUGGGCAACAGAAUAUCUGCAGGAGAUGCAGAAGGAUAACAAGGUGGUGAAUCGUAGUGAGAUAGUACCUGGCAGACUGGUCAUCCUAGUGGACGAUUCGCUUCCCAUCACCCGAUGGCCCCUCGCACGCAUUGUCGAAAUACAUCCCGGAGAGGAUCAGCUUACGCGUGUAGUGAAGCUGAAAACGGCGAAAGGUAUAAUUACGCGUCCAGUAACUAAAAUUUGUCUGUUACCUGUUGCGAAGCCGUCUGCUUAGUAGCACGUGUAACUUGUUUUGUUUUCUUUAUGACGUUCUGUCAUGGGGGGGAGUAUGUUGACGCGUAGACGUCAAGAGGGCCAUUUGACGAAAGCUAGUUUCGUCAAGUGAGUAGUGAGAAAAUAGUGAGUAGUGAGAUGGUCUCUCACGAUAGGAACACUCAUGAAAAAACUUAUAAAUAGGGCUAGAAAAAUGGAAUAAAUCCUCUUACAUUUUGGAACCUCGAAAAACUACAA